UAAUAUUGUUGUUUUUACAAUGCCAUACAGAGGAAUGAAAGACACAUUAUAUUUAACCUUGACAUGCCUGAUGAAUACAAGUCUUCUGUUUAUGCAAAGCACUUUUACUCACCAAAAUAUUUAUAAACAAGCUACUGCUUUUGCAUUAUCUGAUCCAAAUUUAUAUAUUCAUCUUCUCCUUCAAGUUUUUGAUCUAAUAAAACAGAAAAAUAAAUGA
Molecule: messenger RNA, 217 nt
Organism: Cetraspora pellucida
Lineage: Eukaryota; Fungi; Glomeromycota; Glomeromycetes; Diversisporales; Gigasporaceae
Source: the annotation of a GenBank genome assembly